Drosophila gunungcola (fruit fly) is the source of this 17018-nucleotide messenger RNA. Its product is annotated as midasin. The record is from RefSeq and is a predicted model, not a curated record. Gene Ontology annotation, biological process: ribosomal large subunit assembly; rRNA processing. Gene Ontology annotation, molecular function: ATP hydrolysis activity; ATP binding. Gene Ontology annotation, cellular component: preribosome, large subunit precursor; nucleus. Lineage: Eukaryota; Metazoa; Arthropoda; Insecta; Diptera; Drosophilidae.
AGCUGGCAACGCUGCUGGUGUGUGCUGCACGUGUUUUAAAAUCGCGUGUGUUUUGCUCUUCAUUCCGGGACAUUGUGCUGAAAUUUAACGAAAAUAGGCGUAAAUAUUACUUAAAUAUAACUAAAAAUACGGUUGACUAGUUUCUGGAGAGAUGGAGGUGAAUGCCAGCAAGCUGCGGCUUGGCGCCCAGCGAUUGCUGCAGCUAAUUUCGAAUGGGUCUGAAGACAACGUGUUUGCCCAAACUUUACAAAAGUUCAUCAAGAAGCAGAAAUAUGUGCCCCAGGAUGUGGAGCGGCUCUUCCGGACGCUCAGCGAGCAACUGCCCCUGCCCGCUUACACGGUGCCCGUGGCCGUGAGUUUCGAGGAGCAGUUGCUUCUGCUGCUCUCCAUGGCGCUCCGCUGGGAUUCGGCUGGCCAAAGCUUUGGCCAGUAUCAACUGGAGUGUGCGGCGCUGGCCAAGCUCUUGGAUUUCUCCCUGGAUGCGCAAAGAUUUGCCAAGAGCUACUUCCACAACAAGCCAGCUCCCUUUGAUAAAAGCCAGAGCGAAGACAGCCUGCCCAAUAAAAAGUUAAAAAAUGGCAAUCACUCUCUCAACCUAGAGGAUCUGGAGAUCAUCACAUGCUGCUAUCAAUUGCUGAAAAGUGAUACACCCUAUUUCCGCGAGCUGUGGGAUUGGUCCAGCUUUAUAGCCACCUAUGCACACAAUUCAUCAAGCCCGAAGACGCAGCUCUACUGCAACCACAUCAUGGCUAUGCUGACCAACAUGAGUGCGCCCCAGCUAAAUGAUUUAAAUGAGCAAAUAGCCACUGAAACGCGACUGGAGUUCGACCACGAAAGGGAGCAAGCUUGGACACUAGCCAGGAGCACCCUUGGCAGCUUUAAACCAGACGACUCCGAUCAACUUGUGAGCCUGCAGCUGCAGGAAAUCAAUCAGGCUGUGACCAACAUCGAGGGCGUUCUAUUGCCCACUUUCAACAAGGAGAACCUGGAGUUCUAUAGCAGCACCGAUGGCUGCUACGAUCGUAUUGUCAAGGUGGAUUCAACUGUCGUCAAUCUACGUAGUAUCGCCCUGGGUGUGGCUGCUGCCAAACCCAUUUGCCUGUCAGGACCCGUGGGCUGUGGCAAAACUACGCUUAUCGAGUACCUGGCCCGCAAAACUGGACGCAUUUGCCCCAAGCCAAAUGAGAUUGAAAUCAAGGAAAAGGCCUUGAAGAAAGCCGAAGAGGAGGAGCAACUGCUGAUACCGAAAAAGAAGACAAAGGCGGCGGGAUACAAGCGCAAAGUGGAGGAGUUACCUCUGGAGGAACUGCUUGACUUGGGAGAGACGACGCAAAAGAAUGGAUUUCUACGUAUUCAGCUUGGAGAUCAGACCGAUAGCAAAAUGUUACUAGGCCAAUAUCGCUGCACCGAUGUGCCCGGGGAGUUUGUUUGGCUGCCGGGAGUUCUGACGCAGGCCGUCAUGCAUGGAUACUGGUUGUUGCUGGAGGAUCUGGAUGCCGCCACCCAAGACACUUAUACCAUUCUGAGCAGCCUUUUAGAACGCCGGUGCCUUAGUGUUCCCGGUUUCCGCGAUUCCGUGAAAAUAGAGCCUGGUUUUCAGUUGUUUGUCACAGUGCGCACCAACAAAUCGGCCAGCAACUCAAGCCAAAAAUCGCUCUACUCCCUGCUGGACAAAUAUCUUUAUACCAUCAAUAUACUACCCCUUUCCCGCAAUGAGCUUUGCAAAGUGGUCAGCACCAACUAUCCCAAGCUGGCUACUGUGGCCAAUCGCAUUGUGGAUGUGUUCCUCACCUUCUCCAGUGGGCAUCACACAUCGGCAGAUAAUUUGAGGCAGCAGGAAUCGGGCGACAAGGCGGACAACACGGAGAAAUAUGUGGCCCUGCCCUUCGAACAGGUUUCCCUGACCUCCAGUCCCAAUUCGGGCAGAUUAGUGUCCACCCGUGAUUUGGUGAAGCUGUGCCACCGCUCCAAUUCACAAUUUUCGGUGACCAGCUCGGAAUGUGCCUACUUUGUUUUCCAAAACGCCGUGGAUGUUUUUUGCUCAUAUCUUCCGCAGAGCAGAGAAAAGAUAACCCUGAUCACCAGUAUCGGAGCCAAGCUGGGCAUCAUUCGUUCCCGUUGCGAGCAUUUCGCCAAUGAAUACAAACCAGAUGUGGAAUUUGGCCUGGAGCACAUAAAAAUCGGAAGAGCUACCCUUCUGGCUAAAUCUGAGUUGGAAAACAGUGAGAACGAGGAAACCUCAGAGCAGGACCUCAAGCGGCAAAAGUUAACUCAGCUAACAAAGCGGGCUAUUGGAAAGAUUGGAGGCAAGCGGACCACCUUUUCUUUCACUCGACUGGCCAGCUGCAUCCUGGAGCGGAUUGCCGUGUGUGUCAGUCACUCGGAGCCUGUGCUUUUGGUGGGCGAAACCGGAGUGGGCAAGACCUCUUCGGUGCAAUACCUGGCCGAGCGAACGGAACACAAACUGGUGGUGGUCAACAUGAACAACCAGUCGGACGUGUCCGACUUGGUUGGCGGCUUCAAGCCCGUGGAACUGAACUAUGUGCUGGCACCUCUGCGCAACGAAUUCGAGUAUCUUCUUUCCGAAACCUUUAAUCAGGAGAAGAACUUUCAGUUUCUGCGCUUGUUCGCCACCUACUAUAACAGUGGUCGUCACUCUGUGAUAAUCCGAACCAUGAUCAACAUCUGCCUACAGGUGGCCAAGAAUCCGGAGCUAAAGCUUAACAAAUUGCUUCCCCGAUGGCAGACGCUGAGAGAAAAACUGCAGAAGCUUCAGAUGCAGCUGGACAAGAGCAUCAACAUCUCCUUCGCCUUCAUACCCGGCUCCCUUGUCAACUGUAUUAGCAAUGGCGACUGGGUCUUGCUGGAUGAGAUUAACUUGGCCUCCGCGGAGACGCUAGAAUGUCUCUCGACCAUCCUUGAACCGGAAGGCUCAGUGGUGCUGCUGGAACGUGGUGACUUUACGCCCGUUAAGCGGCAUCCCGACUUCCGCAUCUUCGCCUGCAUGAAUCCCAAUACGGACAUUGGCAAGAAGGAUUUGCCCGUGGGCAUACGCAAUCGUUUCACGGAAUUCUUUGUGGAUGAACUCACAACGGAUGCGGAUUUGAGUCUGUUGGUCAGUGAUUAUCUGGCAAAUACGGGUAUCCAGCGAAAGUCCGUUCACAGCAUCGUCCAAUUGUACAAAUCGCUGCGCAAGCUGUCCGAGCUCCAGUUAAAUGAUGGCCUCGGAAAUCGUCCGGUUUAUUCACUGCGUACUCUCUGCCGCAGUUUGCGCAUUUGUGCGAGAAAUUUGUGCGGCUCCAUCGAGCGGAAUCUGUACGAGAGCUUUUGCUUGAGUUUCCUCACCCAAUUGGAUCCGGAUUCGCAUCAUGUGGUUCUUCUGCUCAUUCAGAAUGCACUGUUGUCAAAUGUCAAGGCUAUUUUGAGCAAGCAGCUGCCCCAGUUGGGUGAGAACUACCUGGACUUCGAGGGCUACUGGGUGCAGCCGGGCAACUUGGAAGCACAGCCCUGCACCCACUACAUUCUCACGGAAAGUGUUAAGAAGAACCUAAAGGACUUGGCGCGUAUUAUAUCGAUAGGCAAGUUGCCCAUCCUGCUCCAGGGACCCACGAGUGCGGGCAAAACCAGUUUGAUUGACUACGUGGCCAAGAGGAGUGGAAAUCGCUGUCUGAGGAUCAACAACCACGAGCACACGGAUCUACAGGAGUACAUUGGCACAUAUGCGGCGGACUUGGAUGGCAAGUUAACCUUCAGGGAAGGAGUGCUGGUGCAAGCCAUGCGCCAUGGCUUCUGGAUUAUACUGGACGAGCUCAAUCUCGCCUCCACUGAUAUUUUGGAGGCUCUCAAUCGAGUUCUGGAUGACAACAGGGAGCUGUAUAUCGCGGAGACCCAGACUCUGGUAAAGGCUCAUCCCAACUUUAUGCUGUUUGCUACGCAGAAUCCUCCGGGACUCUAUGGCGGCAGGAAGACGCUUUCGCGCGCCUUCAAGAAUCGCUUUAUAGAGCUCCAUUUUGGUGACAUACCACGCGUGGAGUUGGAGACCAUUUUGGAAAAGCGCUGCUUUAUUCCACCCACCUAUGCCCGCAAAAUGGUGCAGUGCAUGACCCAACUGCAGCAACAUCGCCAGAAUACCUCCAAACAAGUGUUCACCCUGCGCGAUCUGUUCCGUUGGGGCAACCGAUAUACCCAUGCGGAUAAGUCUCUGCACGAGGACACCAGGUACGACUGGAACCAGCAUCUCGUGGAGGAGGGCUACCUGGUUUUGUCCUCGAAAGUGCGUUCCCAGGAAGAGCAUGAGUUGAUAGAGAAGACCCUGUUCGCCAAUUUCCGCAAGAAGGUGGAUCUGCAGCUGCUGUUUGACAUACAAACCGAGAGGGAGAGUUCCUCCAUGGUGAGUAGAAGAAUCCUGGAUGCCAUUAGAAACUUUAAACUGAGAGGAGACAUCGUUUGGACCCGCAACAUGACACGCAUGGCUGUGGUUACGGCCAAGGCCUUGGAAUUCGACGAACCCGUGCUCUUGGUUGGUCCCACGGGCUGUGGCAAGACCACUGUAUGCCAACUGCUUGCCAGCAUUGCGGAUGUCCAGCUGCGCAUCCUCAAUUGUCACAUGCACACCGAAGGAGCUGAUUUCCUGGGAGGAUUACGUCCUUGUCGCGGCAAAGAAUCCACGCAACUUUUCGAGUGGGCCGAUGGUCCGUUGAUAUACUCGAUGCAGGAGGGAUCAUAUUUCAUGGCCGAUGAGAUAUCCCUUGCUGAGGACUCCGUGCUGGAGCGGCUCAACUGUAUCCUGGAACCGGAGCGUACGGUGUUGCUGGCCGAGAAGGGCGGCGUCGCAGAGUUGGAGGCGAAUCCCGACUUUGUGGUGCAGGCCAAGUCCGGCUUCCAGUUCCUUGCCACCAUGAAUCCCGGCGGUGAUUUUGGUAAGAAGGAGCUGUCUCCUGCCUUAAGGAAUCGCUUCACGGAGGUCUGGUGCCUACCCUCCGACAACAAGGAGGACCUCAUUGAGAUUGCCUACAACUGCAUGAGCCGACAGAAGGAGCACCAAGGGCAGACAAUCGACACCCAUAAAGUGGCCGAGUACCUGGUAGAAAUAGUGCUGCACAUUCGCGACACGAACGAAAAGUUCAAGUUCUCAGUGCGUGAUAUCUUAGCCUGGGCUAAUUAUAUGAUCAGCAACGCCAGGCUGAGCUUUGCCGAGCAGGCCAUCUUUGGUUUGGAAACCAUUUUCCUGGAUGCAUUGGAAAUGCUGCCUCACGAAUCGCAGGAGCAGGUGGAGCAGCUGAAAACCAGUAUCAUCAAGCAGGCCAUCAAACAAGCAGGUCUAAUUCUAAACGAGCAGUUUACGCUGGAGGAAGUUAGCAAGAAGCGAGGUCUUGAGGUCCAGCUGGAUGAAUCCAACUUUGGCAUUCGUCCCUUUUUCAUAGAUGUAAACGAGGAGCGUUUGACGCCAGCUAAAGAAGAUUUCCUCUUCGAUGCGCCCACUACAAAGCAGAAUCUCUUCCGUCUGCUGUCUGCCCUUUCCCUUCAGAAACCAGUGCUCCUAGAGGGUCCACCUGGUGUGGGUAAGACCUCCAUUGUGGAGAGCAUAGCGGCUGCCAUUGGCUACCAGAUUGUGCGCAUCAAUCUCUGCGAACACACUGAUUUGGCUGAUCUGUUUGGCACCGACUUGCCGGCGGAGGAUAACCUAUUGGAAUCGAGCACACCCACUUCCGGUCGACAAAUGGGCAGCUUUGUGUGGCGCGACGGUCCACUUCUGGCCGCUCUGAAGGCAAAGAACACCUGGAUUCUGUUGGACGAACUCAAUCUGGCCCCCCAAUCCGUGCUGGAAGGUCUCAAUGCGGUGCUCGAUCAUCGCGGAGAGGUCUACAUACCGGAGCUGAACAAGAGCUUCCACUUGGCUGGCUCUACUCGCAUCUUUGCCUGCCAGAAUCCUCUAAAGCAGGGCGGCGGUCGCAAGGGAUUGCCCCAGUCCUUCCUGAAUCGAUUUACCAAAGUGUAUCUGCGUAAACUUUCCACCGAGGAUUUGCUUCAUGUGGUGAAUGUGAAAUAUGGCAAGUACUUUGAUCAAUUGAGUGAACAUUUCCUGGAGCUGCGCGGUGAGCAAACCGAAGGUAACAUCUUUGAGAUCUACGCCGGAAAAGAAGCUUCGGUUAAAUCAAAUCCCUUUGAUUUGGCCGCUCGCUUGGUGCGUUUUUCGGAGCUACUAGAUCGCGGCGUCUCUUCCAUGGAGUUUGGCUACAAGGGCGGGCCCUAUGAGUUCAAUCUGCGUGACAUUCUCCGCUGGUGCGAUCUGCUUCACAACCCGCAAACUGGCUACAUCAUGGCAUCCACACCGUCCUCCUUCCAAUCUGCUUUCAAAGACUUCUUACUGACACUUUACGAAAGGAUGCAGUUGGUCUACUACCAAAGAAUGCGCUGUGACCAAGAUAAAUCAUACAUCCGCAAUGUCUUCUCAAACGUUUUCCAAUGCAAUGCCGAGGAGCUGAAUGCGGUUUCAGAUGAUGUGGCUCUUUAUUGGACCGCGGAUAAGGUGUAUCUCAACGACGUGGUUCUGGAGCGGGAACAAGCCGAUGUCCUGGACUUGGCCACUCGACAGGAGCAGGCCCCUUUGCUGCUGGACAGCCAGAGGCAGCUGCUCAAGCAAAUCGUCGAGGCCGUGCACAUGGAGAAGCCACUGCUGCUCUGCGGAUCCACAGACAGUGGCAAAACCAAGCUGAUCGAUGCCCUCUGUGUGCUCUCCAAUCGCCUGUGCAAUACUGAUAUAAUUGAUGACUCUGUGACUGGUAGUUUUCAGCAGAUCGAUUUAAAUCGUCAUUUGGAGGUGAUUUACAAGAAGGUGGAGGCGCUAGUCUUUGCCUGUGUUCAGCGAGCUUUUGUCCAGCAAACUGAUCUUCAGUUUGUCGAACAGUUGUGGAACUACUGGAGCAAGUACAAUAAACUGGCCAAGGUCACAACAGAGUAUCAGCAGCACAGCGUAUUAGAUGAACUCAAGUUGUUCGGCGAGCGUCUGGACUCCCUGGGCAAGAUCAUCCAGCUACUGGUGGUCACACCAAAGAACUGCCAAGUGAAAGCAUUCCAGCAAUUGCCUGAGACCAAGUCUCAGUUCCUGUUACUUCAAGCCUACAUCAAGACGGCAGAUUCCCUCAACACUGGAGGAUCUUUCGAGUGGGUGGACUCGCAGAUUGUCACCUCACUGAAAUGCGGUCAAUUCAUCUUGCUGGAGCACGUGAAUCUUUGUUCCUCGGCCGUCCUGGAUCGCCUAAAUCCCGUCUUCGAGCCAAACGGAAGCUUACUCAUAGCUGAAAAGGGAAUAACUGCUCAGGAAAGUGCUGAGGUGGUCUUCAAGUCGAGCAAUUUCCGAGCAUUCCUAACCGUGGAUCCCAAGAAUGGUGAACUAUCGCGAGCGAUGCGCAACCGAUGUGUGGAGCUCUCCCUAUCCCGGGAUACCUAUUCCGUGGAUGACAUGCGUGCCUUUGUCCAUGAGCAGGGUGUGCAUCAAACGGAGGCUAUAGAUUGCAUCCUGCGAGUUCACAAGGGCAUAACUCAGCUGACCGAGUUUAAUAGCUACUCCAUUUCGCACCUCACACAUUUUGCCUUCCUGAGCGCUGCCUACCAAAGGAUUGGCUAUGAACUGAAACGUGCUAUUUACGUGGCCGCCAUGGAGGUCUAUGUGUACUCUGCCAGCACAGAUUUGAUGGGCUUUGGCUUGUCCUACUACCAAAACAAACUGCGCGAGGUGGUGCUGGCCCAAACCGGAAUGUUUGAGGAAGUGACUACUGUCCAGCAGGAUUUCCUCAGCGAUGUUAUACUCAGUUCUGGAAACCUAAACUCAUUGACACUAGUCAAACUUCAGGCAGUGGCCCUGAAAGUGUUAUUGGAUGGAUCCUCGGGGGAAACUAUUCCCCAAAAGCAGUUAGCUGCGCUCUUUCAAAAGAUGGAAAACCUCAAAUUGAAUGAGCUAAAUCCUCAACAACUCAUUCGCCACUUCCUGUACAUACUCUACGAGUCUUCGGCCUUUGGUGAUUUGGAAUUAAGACAUCUCUACCUGCAGCCUUGGUUGUCGGAACACACGUCCAUGCAAGAGUUGUCUCAGAAUCUUUUCAACUGCCUGCAGAAAAGGAGUAAAAGUGUAAAAGCAGCUCUGGUUAAUCUGCCCUGGAAUCGAAAUCUCUUCCCUAGACUCAGGGAUUACUCUACACAUAUUGCGGUUUCGGAACUAAAGCCUUUAAACCUAAGUGCUUUGCUCCUGUCGCGCCUUGUGGUAGAUGACAUUCCCACUAAUUGUGAAACCGCAGUACACAAAAUGAAUGCCCUGCAGUAUUCACAGGCUUUGCAGAAGCAACAAGUGACUGUGAAGUUCGCCAAUGACUUCCUAACAAACCUUUCGACAUUCCUUGAGCUCCUGCACAGCAGUUUGUUGGAGGAUUUGGAGGAAGCUGACUUGGAUCUGCCGCAGUAUGCGCAAUUGGUGACCCGCUUCCAUUGGUUCAAUCGACUAUUGACUACGGCACAGCAGAAGCUUUUAAUUAACACCGAACUUUAUGUGCCGCUGAUGCACAAGCUGGUGCUACAUUUCCAGUGGCUGGAGAAGCACCUUCUGAAUCCCUUACUUCAAUUGACUUCCAAAAAUUCCUGCGAAAAAUUGGCUACUAUUCAAGAGUAUGUUCUUAAAAUAAAGGAGUACAUUGAGGAGACGAGGAGGCCUUUGAAUGUGUCUUGCAAGAUAUACUCAAAGCAGUUUACCCAGUUCCAGCCUUACUAUCAGGAUCAACAGAUUCAACUUCACACAGAAUUGGAGGAACUGGAAAAACUGCUCUGUGUGGUACCGAACUAUGGCAAUUUGGAGCUGUCUUCUUGGCUCAAGAAAUGGCUGCUACUGCAAUCAGAUGAGGCAAACAAGUGGCGCUCCUUCCUUCGCAAUAACACCCAUGGCUUUCAACUUAAGCCCUUUGAAUUGAGUGGCUCCCUGACGAAUGAGACACUUCAGUCCCGUCUGCAAAGACUGCAAACAAAGUUAAAGGAGGCUCAGGAAGCUAAUACAGAAAACGGAUUUGAUUUGGACUUGGAUCUCAGUAGUCUGAAGACCCUCUUGGAAGUCGAAAAGGAGGAUAGCUCUUCGUAUAUUCAUCCAGAAAGUGUAGCUGCCAGCACGCCACAAUUAUUACUGGCUGCCUUAAGGGAACUAUUUAUGGAGCGUCUGUUGACGGGAACUCAGCGCGAGGACUUUGAUGAGCAAGUGAAUCCCCUUUACACAGAGCAGUUGCUCACCUUGAACAGCAAUCUCUGGCAUUGCCUGAAAACUCUCGAGAGUGCUUCCCAUGCUGAAGUAACCAGUGCUUGGAUGGAACUAAGGAAGGAAUUGAAUGGGUUGCAGGAUCAAGAGGAGUUUAAAACACUGCUUGAGAAGAUUGGCAGCAGCUACAAGGGAUUGCGCACUUAUCAAAGGCAGUAUCGUAACGCCAUUCAAUGCUAUCAGUUUGAGAAUCUUUCCAACCGUCUGGAUUGCGUUCAAGGACCCUCGGAAGAGGGCAGCACAGAGAUAUCCAGUCGCUUGGUCUAUCAGGGUCCCGCUUUGUCGGGCGUCUUCCUGUCACUGAUUUGCCAGCCAAACGGACAGCUGCGAUCGGUGCCCCUUAGCGAGUUGCAGGAGUGGCGCACCUCCCUGCAGCAAACGCGCCAUCUGCUGUGGGAGAACUCCCAGCUCCUGAGCUCCAAAUACAGUGGCAGAGUCAACAAUCUGUCACAGGUCCAGGAGAACGCCAGUCAACUGCUCAAGGAGCUGGAAUAUGUGAGCCACUUAGGUCAGCGUGAGCAGAAACCUAACGAAGGCUUCCAAAGCUGUGCCCAAGAACUGGAAAAAAUGCUGAAAAUUUUGCAAAAGGACGACAUCAACCAGGACGCCAUGACAACAGCCUUUGAUGUUUCCCUAACUAAUGCCUUGUUGGGAGCCAUUGAGCUGUGCCUGCUCACCAAUGCCCCAUUGAUCGAUCCCGUGGAAAAGAACCGCCUGAAGAACCAGUAUAUAGCGGAGGAUAUUAGUUGUCUGAGCACCUUAACCACAGCCUAUGAUUUCAUGAAGAUUGUGAUGAAGUACCGUCACUUUGGCGAGGAGAUUUGCAGCCAACUGGAGGUCAGAUUGAAGGCGGCGCACCAGCGACAGCAACAGCUCUCCCAAAAGUUGGCCUUGCGUCCGGAACAGUGUAUGUACGCCGCCCUGGUCCAAGACAUUACGCACUUCCUCCACUCGAAUGGCGAUUGCGAGUCGCUGUACAAGCUGUUCCGACUUGUGAGCUCCGAAUGGGUUAACUUCACAGGAUCCCAGGCGGCCACGAGUGCGCAGCUGAAGAGCAGCACCGAGGUGCUGGGCAAACUCGAGCUGUGGCUGGCCAAUGCCAAGAGAUUCGUGCAUCACACCCUCGCCAGAUACUCCUCCUACUACCAGGACUUCGUGGAGCCCAUCAAAUGCGCCGUGAACCAGCUGCGCUUUGGCUUGGAGUCCCUCAAGGUGAUCUUCGCCAGGGUCCAGCAGGCCGGCAGUGUUUCGCAGGCGGAGCAGCUGCAGCAAACCAUCGGCGACAUAGUGCAAUUCCCAUCGCAGCAGCCACUGGUUAUCAGGAACAGCAGGCUCUACGGAUUGCUGGCCGAGUUGCCACACAGCGAGUAUGAGUACUUCCGUUUGCUAAAGGCCAAGUUGGUUGAGCUGAGAAACUAUAUCUCGCUGGGAAGUGUGAUAGACGAGACGACCUUUGCAUCCUACGACGAUGCCCUGAGCAUCUGCAACCAAACCUGGCAGCAGGAGGAGCAGCGUCGCUGCCAACUCAAAGCGGAGGCGGAGAGUCUGUACGUGACCAAGACCAAGGGAGGAGUGGACAGCGAGGAGCUCAUCGAGAUGCAGGAAAUCGAGCAGAACUUUCCCACAAACCUGGACGAGGACUUUGCCGAGUUCGUGUCGCAGCCCACCUUGGAGCAGGUGCUGAAGCUGGACAAGAAGGCCAGUGCCAAGGCCAAGCAGGCGCAGAUUGUGGUCGAGGAGGACUAUGCCUUCCUGGCGCGCAAUUUCAUCGAGGUCAUGACCCAGCACACUCCGGUUUACUACAGAGAGCAGCCCAAGUCAUCGAAGGAAUCGGAGCUUCAUCUACUUGCCCCGUACCGAGCACGCUUUCAGGUCUUUGCCCAUUUGCAUGGCCACUACAAGACAGCCUUGGGCUCCAAUCUGGACGAAAGGGCCUGCAAUGGUCUGGCCUUUGGCUUGGCCCUGCAACAGAAACAGCUUAAGGACAUUGACUUAGAGGAGGGAGUGGCUAGUUCCCCUUACGAUUUCUACAAGGAUUCCAAUAUCAGCGAAAUCCAAAGUUGCCUCAGCGUGAUGGAGCGCAUAGAGAAGCGUGUGUUGGAGCAACUGGAACAGUAUCCCGAGCACGCUGGCCUGGCAGACAUCAAGUUGGUGAUCUCGCGCAUCCGGCGAUUGCCUGCCCAUGCCCCGGUGGUGCGUUUCAACACCGGAUUCCAGCUGCUGCGACAGAAGUUGGCCCUCUGGAAUGAGGUGGCCCACAGGCAGAACAAUCUGGUGGCGGAGGAAAUCGAGGUGGCCGAGUUUGUGCAACGCUGGACACGACUGGAGCUGCAGCACUGGCGCAAUUGCCUGGGACAGACGGCAGCCCAAGUGGAGCUGCAGGCCUAUCGCUACUGGUUCUUCAUCUACAAUCUGCUGCAGCAGUUCCUCCAUCAACAGCAACUCGAUCAGUCCUACACGGACAUCAAGUUUGCGGAGCAACGUUUCGCCCAGGAGCAACUGCUGGAUGCCCAGGACUUGGGAGAGGCACAGCGCCUGGAGCUGCCGCAAGUGGUGCGCAUUUUGAGACAGUUUGUGGAGGCCUCGUGCUAUGGUGACUUCCACAUACGGCUGCAGCUCCUUCAGGGCUUUGAGCUGUACCUGCACAAUGUGGAGAGAGCUGGAAAGAUCGAGGGAUUGCCUCCGCUAAUCGCAGCCUUGCACAAUCUCCAGCUGUAUUUCUCCCAGUUUGCUGGCGAGAUCGCAGACUCUGCCAAAUCACGACGCUCGCCCAUCGAAAAGAAGCUGAAGGAGUUCGUCAAGAUCCAGAGCUACAGCAAGGAUCUGAGUUACUUCAGCAUGCGCAACAGUGUGGCCAGUGUGCACCGCAAUCUGAACAAGUUCCUCAAGGAGUAUCGACUGGCGCUGCAGGAGAAGAUCAGCGAGGUGUUCCAGCCCAAGGAUGCCACGGCCAGGGACUACACCUUUGGCACCGACAAGGGCAAGGGCCUGAGGAACUACAACAAGAUUAGGUAUCUGAAUACGGAGCGACAGCAGUUCGUGGCCAGUGAGAAGCUGCUGGAGAAGUUCAACAUUCCGGCCGAGUUUGUGUCGGAAAAUGCCCUGCUGCAGCGCUUGGAAAAGCACUUCCGGACGGCCCGUCAUGUGGUCAAGGAAACCCUGGGACAGGCUCCCUACGGCGAACUAAUCACGGACUUGGACGACCUGCUGGCCAGCCAGUUGGAGCGAUGUGAGCACUUGCGUGCUCUGAACGUGGAUCGCUCGAAGGAGCGUCCCCAGCAGAAGCAGGAGGCCAAGCAGAUUCUGCAGCAGAAGCGCAAGGCUCUCACCGAUCUCUUCAAGACGCUGCAUCGGCUGGGUGCCAGCUACAAGACCGGUCUCCUGGAGCUCUCGCUGCGCAGCGAGUUUGAGGACUUCCAGCUGUCUCCCUACUCCAUUCGCUCCAUGCUGCCACGCCUGCAUCCCAGUGCCCAGCAGUUGGACGAGCACCUGGACCUGUACUACAUGAAGAGUGUGUUCAAGUUGAAGCUGUUGCAGAACAUUAUGUUGACGCCGCUGUCGGAGCUGGGUCCUCCGAAUAUCGAACGCAUCAAGGGUUUCGCUGUGGACCUGUUUCUCCUGGUGCAGCAGCAGCGGGAGCAGCUUUCCGGAUCCACCAAGGAGCUGCAUGAACUGAGGAACUCACUGGAUAGCUUGCGCAAGCUGGCCGAGAUUGUGCCACAAGCUGAGAGCAAUUUAGGAGCUCUGAGCUUUGUGAGGAACGCAGACAUGGCCACGGAUAUAAAGAGUAAUCUUUGCCAGAUUCACUAUGUCAUGAAGCAGUGGCAGCUGCUGUUGAGCUGUGCCCCAAGUUCGGUUAACGAAAACUCCGGCAACAGCCUACUGGUGCGCACCAUUCCCUUGGCCAAAAAUGAGCUCCAGGAUUUGAGCAGACAGAUCGUAGGCAGCAGCCAAAAGUUGCUAUGCGAGCUGAGCUCCGCCAAUCUGGAGUUCCUACCCAGCGAGAAGUGUGAUUACUACCAGAAGAGCUAUCUGCAGAUACUGCAGAUCAUGGAAAAGACCUUGGAACUACUGCGUGCCGGCCAAAGUGAUCAUCUGCCCUUGGCGCAACCACUCAUUGAGCUGCUGGCCAGUCUGCGAACCGAAAAGCCCACCGAAAUCAGCUCGGAGGCCAUAGACCUGGCCAAUGCGGACACCGAGUUGGCCAACAUAGCACACAGUGUGCUUAUAUCGCUGCAGAAGAUUUACAAGCAACAUGCCAGGCCGGAAGAGGGGCCUCAGAAUGGAGAAGCCAAGGAGCAGGAGCAGGAUCAGGAAUCGAAGGAGGCGCUGCAGGAACAGCAUCUGAAGAAGUGCCUCACGGGGCAACUCAACACGGACUGGCAACAGCUAAGUCUGCCCCGUGUGCUCGCCAAACUGUCCAAUGUACUCCUUGUGCUGAAGCACUCCAAUUCCGAGGAUCAGGAUAAGCUCCUAUGCGUACGACGAGCCAUUGGUCUGCUGCCCAUCCUGGAGCAGUACCAAUUGCGCGACUAUCUGCUGCUCCAGCAGCUAGCCACCCACAAGGUUUCCGCCAAGAUGCUGUCCAUAGUGCUCACCGUGUUCGUGGAGAUCGGCAGCAAGGGCUUCUGUGUGCCGCCGGAUCUGAUGCAGGACGAGGAGGGUCAGUCCAAGCAGGACUCCAAGAACGGCGAGGGCUUUGGCCUGGAGGACGGCACCGGGGAAAACGAUGCCUCCGACAAGAUCGAGUCCGAGGAUCAGCUGGACGAUGCCAAGCGGCCAGAGGACCGCAAGGACGAGGGCGACAAGCAGGAGCCCGACUGCAAGGAGGAGAAGGGCAUCGAGAUGAGCGACGACUUUGAUGCCAAGAUGCAGGAUGUGGAGAAGCCCGAGGAGGAUGACAGCGGUGAGUCCGAAGAGGAGGAGGAUCUCAACAAGGAGAUGGGUGAGACGGAGGAGGGAGCCGAAAAGCUGGACGACCAGAUCUGGGGCGAUGACGAGGAGAAGCCCGAGGAGGAGGAGCAGGAGCCUGAGAUGAACGAGGAGGAUCAGGGCAAGGGCAGCAAGGAUGAGAAGGAUGCGCACAACGAUUUGGACACGAAGAACGAUGCGGCCAAGGAGGAUGGCAAGGAUGAGCACGAAAAGGACGGCUUGGAUGCCACCAAUGAGCCGAGCGGCGAGGACAAGCGCAAGGAGCAGGCCAAGGACAUUGACGACAUGAAGGACCCCGAAAUGGACGAGGAGCAGACCAAUGCCAUGCACAACGAGCUGGAGGAGCCGCCAGAGCCCGAGGAAAUGGACCUGGGCGACAUGAAUAACGUGGACGAGGCUCACGACGAUCAGGAGGAGCAGCAGCCCACGGACGAGAAUCCCUUUGACAUCGACGCCAUGAAGGAGAACAUGCAGCCGGCCGAGGAGCCCGAGGCUGAUGGCGAGGAGGAGCCUGCGGCAGAGGCAGAAGGCGAUCCCCAGAGCGACGGCAGUGACUCCGAGGAAGAUGAGGCGGGCACCGAAGCGAAGCCAGGCCAGGAGGAUCAGGGCGAGGGCGACGGCACUCCCGAGGACGAAAAGGAGGAGCCGGAGACUCAGACACGCGGCGAACUGGACGAAGAAGACGAAGCAAAGCCCGAGGAUUCUCCCGAGGAUGCCAAAGAGGAUGAGGAAAAGCGCGAGGAGAAGCCGGAAGAGCACACCCAGUCCAAGGACAAGGCCAGCAAGGAGGAGAAUGUCCAGUCAAUGCCGGAGACCGAGCAGAGCAGUUCAGCGGACCAGGUGCAGCAGCCGCAGGACCCGGAUAUCAAGCAGGAUCAGAAACUCGACGAGCAGGAGACGGGCGAGGAGAAGGAUGGCGUUGGCCAGGCCGAAAACGAUACCAACGAUGGUGGCCAUCAGGGCAUUGCGGAGACCCAGGAAACGGUGUCCCAAGAGGAGCGCAAGAACGAAAGGCAAACGCAGGAGAAGCGCAAACAGGGGCGAACCAAUGAGGAACGAUCCUUAGGCGAAGCGGAGCAAAACAAGUUGAAGCAACUUAAGACAAUUGACCAGCUAAAGGAGUCCAAGGAAGCGGACAGUGCUGACCAGGAGAAGCCGGAACCCACGGAGCAGGCAGAAGCCGAAGAGUACCAGCAUGUGAAGGAGCCCAAAAACAGCGACAAGACCACGCUGGACAAUGCCACCGAAGAGCAGUCCAAGAAGAUUCAGCACCAGGAGGAUGAGCCACCGAACGAGGAUGAAAAUGAAGCGGAGAAUGCGGACGAAUUGAUGGAAACCGAUGAGCCAGCAGUAGCGCCGGAGGAUGAUGCCCAACUCGAGCAGCUGGGUGCCGAGAAGACAGAGCAGAAGUCCGACAAGCCGUCCAAGACGGAUCAGUCGAAGGAGCGCCUGGAAACACCCGAGGGCAUGGAGAUUGAGGGCGAAGUGGUGCCCACCAUGACGGUUCCUCGCAGUGCUGAAACCACGGCGCACAGCAACACCGAAAUCCUGCUGGACAAAAGCUCGCAGGCCCAGGAGCUGAGCUCAGCGGAGCAGAUGGAGCUGCGGCAACAGUAUCAGCAGCAACUGACCACAUUCCGAGGGGCACAGCCGCAGCACGAGGACUACGAGAGUUGGCAGGGCAUCUCCAACCGCAUGACCCAGAAUGCUCGGGAGCUGUGCGAGCAACUGCGCCUUAUCCUGGAGCCCACCAAGUGUACGCGGCUGAAGGGCGACUACCGCACCGGGCGGCGCAUCAAUAUGAAGAAGAUUAUCCCUUACAUCGCUUCGCAGUUCCGCAAGGACAAGAUUUGGCUGCGACGCACAAAGCCGGCGCAGCGUGACUACAAGAUCACCAUCGCCAUCGACGAUUCCAAGUCGAUGCACCACAACAACUCCAAGACGCUGACUCUGGAGGCCAUCUCUUUGGUGUCGCAGGCACUGACUCUGUUGGAAAGUGGCCGACUGAGCAUCGUGUCCUUCGGGGAGGCGCCGCAAAUCGUCCUCAAUCACACGGAGCAGUUCGACGGGCCACGCCUGGUGAACGCCCUGAACUUCGACCAGGACAAGACCAAGAUAGCCGGCCUGCUGGACUUUAUACGCACGGCCAAUGCGGAAGAAAGCGGCCUGGGCGGCGAUAAUGGCCUGUUUGAAAACCUUUUGCUUAUCCUCAGCGAUGGUCGGAAUAUAUUCAGCGAGGGUGCGCAGAAAGUCAAGAACGCCAUAAAGCUGGCGCGAUUGCAGCGCAUCUUCCUGGUUUACAUCAUCAUCGACAAUCCGGACAAUAAGAACUCCAUUCUGGACAUACAACAUGUGGCGGUAAACGCAGAUGGAUCAGUGAGCAUCAGUUCCUACCUGGAAAGCUUCCCGUUCCCCUACUAUGUGAUUGUCCGGGACCUCAACCAGCUGCCCCUGGUGCUUAGCGAAGCCAUGCGCCAAUGGUUCGAGCUGGUCAACAGCGAGUAACCUAUAUAUGCUGACACUAUGAAGUAUAGUGGGCAACAAAGUACUCUCCUAACGACUUACCCCGAAGAUAGCCUACAGCUACGUUUUUUUAAGAUUUAUUACAGGCUUUGUUAUGAUGCCACUUAGAUAUAUUUUGCACUUGUAAAUAAUAAUUUUUACGAUUUGAAAAUGUAGCGAUUUUGUUAUUUGAGGCGCACUAACAUAGAUGCAACUUUAACUUUUUUGGAUAUGAAUGUAAUUUAUAUAUUUUUUGACAAUUACAAUUUGUAUAUAAACAACAGUCUUGUUA